AUGGAGACAGUUAUACUGAGAGCUGUUCUUCCUGCUGUUCUCUUGCUUGUUUCCGGCGUCCGCUACAACGGCUUUUCACUUGCUUAUUUUCUUUUUCUGUUAAUGUGUCCUCUAUUGCCUAAACCUUCAUCAAAUCAUGGGAAACUCAGGAUCCAGAUAUUCCUCAUUGUUCUGGUUACACUCAGUUGUAUAUUCACAUUGUCCCACCCUGCCCUUCACAUUAUAUUGGCAGUUGCGCCUCCGUACGAGAACGCGUUGACCUCUUGCGAGGAUAUAACUAUUGCCUCACAAAUCGGUUUGCAACGUCUUAAUGGUCUGCUCUUUUAUCGAUCAAUGCGGCUUGUUGUGCCAGACUUGGUCACGUUAGCCACUGCCGUUGGCAUUCUGGUGUACAUCAGUCGCCAUGAUCGUCGUGCUGGUGCCCGGAGCCGUCCGAUUUCGACAGCCGUAUGCGACUCUGGAGUGGAUCACCCUCCUUCGGCAAGGUGCACAUCUGCGGCAGAACAAAGUCGUUAUGCUGACGUUUCUUCGCUAUUACCGUUGAACAAUUCCGCUGCAAACAUCAACCCAGCAACCAGAUUUCGUGCACCUAGUUUACCAAGUUUGCCUUUUACGCGAGACUGGGAUGAUAAACGCCGGAAGGUUUGGCGCGCUUGGGCUUUCAACACCUUAUGCGCUCUAGUCAAUGUACUUCUUGUUUGCAUCACUGGUAUCACCUCCCCCUCCGUUCUCUCCUCCGUCUACUUGCUGUGCUUCCUUGCUAUCGGCACUCACUGGGCUUGCCGGAAGAGAAUCAAUCCACUCCCAUUCGCAUAUAUGCGCAUCUUCUUGCUCGUGUACAGUGGACUGCAUGUCUGUUUAUACUAUUUGUAUCAGUUCCCAUUUUUUCAACUGUUCUGCAAUGAUGGCGAGUUUCUUGCUAGGUUACUUGGCCUAUACUAUAUAAUGCGCACUUCUUGUGAAAAACCCGGAGAAAUUUCGUUUCCAGAGAACGUCAGAACAGUUGACUUCGUUGCUCCACCUCUCACUCUGCUUCUAUACUAUAUGCUGGUCUUUGAAACUCGUCGUUGGCUCAGUACCAGGAAUGAUCGACAAUCUUUUCUAUUUCGAAACAGUCAGAACUUGACCCCGCCUAUCCUUCACUGGACUGCCAAUGAAAACGCCAACCCUUUCUAUGCGACACAAGAAACCACUCCACCUCUAGUCGCUCCACUUGUGUUGGAACAGGCGCGAUACUCUGCAGACUCUUCCGAUGCUCCUAAUAUCUUGGCAACUGUAGCUGAGAUAUCUGGCAGCGGUAAAUUCACCACUAACGUCGCCACAUGUAGCACAACCGCCGUCGCCCCUUUAGCAACCCCUCAGUCCGAUUCAGUCAAUGUCAAUGAGCUCUCUGCUGGCAACCUCGGAUAUCCAGUCACCUCAGGGCGUGGAUCAGUGGUACCUGUCGCAGACAUUGAGAAAUCUGGACUGUGCUCUAUUCCUCUGGUACCACUACCGCCCUCACGCGAAUUACACACCUCAUCGGACUCCCACAGUCGCAAGGCGGAGAAACCGCAUGUGAAGUUGAGCAAUUACGUCACGGAUCGUGUGCAACCUCACGUGGACACAUUGAUCGGUUUCACCUCCCCGUUUGUCCCCGUCAUGUGCGACACUGUGAACGCAAACAACGUGCGUUCCGAGCGGCCGUUACUCUUGAGUCUACAUUGUUCGGCCAUACGAAACAGUUACAUAGUGACGCUAAUCGCUAUGAUGGCAUGGGCUGUUGCGUACCGAAGUUGGCUGUCGUUCAUAUUGCUACUCUCCGCUUGUAUUUUAUGGAUUAGCCCGAAUUCUCGAACCGCUUGCCUGUACGCCAGCCCGUUGAUUGUGUUGUACGCCAUUGUCCUCAUCGUUAUACAAUAUGUGUAUGGUCUGAACUUAACAGCAGAAGAACUUCCACAGGAAGUUACUCCCGACGGGAUGAGACUUUCCGAAUUGGGAAUGCAUAAAUGGUCAAACUCGGUUGGUGCACUUAGUCUGCAGAUAACUUUCUUGGUGUGCUUCUGGCUUACGUUACGCCUGUUCAUCAACGAGCGUUCCGAGCAACGACUCAGAACGACUACCCAAGCGAAUCAUAUCACAGAGACUUCACAAUGGGCCACUCCUUACGGCCGCUCCACUGUAGCUGAAGAGCCUCAUACUAAUGCCAUUCCUUCCACUGAUCGUAAACAGUCAUUGGCCACGGUUGGAUUGUGGUUUGGCGUCUCCUUCCCCUUCGGCAACGUAGAUAACUCAAUGUACAAGAAAUUCACGGAACUCUUACACGCGCUUUGCGUCAAAUUUUGGAUAGUCGUCUGCUGUCUGAGCAUGCUCUUCAUCUCCACCCAACAACCGGUGGUGGUUUUCCGCAUAUUCUACAUGGUGAUGCUGAUCUACUUCAUGUUCACUUUCCAAAUCAGUUACAGCUUUUGGCGGCAACAGAUGAUCUUCUUUUGGUGGUUCCUCGUCGUCUACUCUAUGGCAAUUCUACUCUGCAUAUAUACUUACCAGUUUCAAAAUUCUCCUGAACUUUGGCAACGCACCAGCGGCUUAUCGAAAGAAGUCUUGAAGGAUAUCGGCCUGGAAACAUUCGCCAGCGCUGCACUGUUCGAGCGUCUGUCCACUCCCGUCAUCUUCCUUGUCAUUAUCAUUCUUCAAGUACACUACUUCCAUGAGCCAUUCCUCAAGUGUUCCGCAUUGCACCGAUUCGGUGCACCUCAGUCUCCUCGUGAUUUAGCCUCUAUCCUGCCAAUCUCGUCCUCCGGUGGCCAAACGACUCAAUCCCAUUUGACUGCAAGCAGCUUGCCAAAGCCUCUUAGACGCCUCAGUCACACUGCGGGGCGUGCACAUCUUGGCUUGGAUUUCAUUGAGGACGUUAAUUCUGCCUUCCACGUGAUCGCCUCCAAAUUAACCAGCUGGGCAAUCAGCCUUUCCAACUGCUGCUGGCGCUUCCUCGAGGUGCACUGGAUCAAAUUGGUGGCUCUUUUGACCCUCCUCAAUUCAGUCAGUGAGGUCAACGCACCGAACUUGGUCUCCCUUGUUUUGAUGGUCAUUUGCUUUCCGUUCCCCUAUUUGCACGGAUUUUUGGCCACGAUGAUGUUUCUGUGGACGGGAUUGAUGACUUUCUGCAAGAUGUGCUUUCAGUUAAAUUUUAUCCAACUCAAUAUCAAUGUCACCUGUGAACCACCACCGCUAAAUAUCACGUAUCAUAUUGAGAACGCUACUUGGAUUGGCUUGGUGAAGGUACCAAAUUUCACUCAAUACAUUAUGCCAGCAGUAUCACUUAUGGCCGUUUGUGUCAGUUGGCACGCGAUCAUUUAUCGCCAGCGACAGUUCUACAACAAACCAUGCAACGAAAGACCGCGGGAGGGCAUCGUGUUCUCUCAUGUGACUAUGCAAUCCCUCGAUAACGACCUGCGCAACGUGGUGAAAUUUGCAAUCAAUUUCGGAUUUUACAAAUUCGGACUUGAGUUGUGCUGUUGUAUCACAGUGGUCACCGCCUGUCUACGUGUGGACGCCUUCAGUGUCCUCUAUCUGCUCCUGAUGCUCAUUUUCCUGUUCACCCCUCGUGAAGUGUGUUCACGACUAUGGUUAGCCUACCUUACCAUUUUGAUGAUUCUCAUCCCGAUUCAAUACGCCGGGUGCGUCGGACUUCCUCCCGGUCUCUGCUGGAUUUUUCCAUGGAUAACGGAUUCCGUUGAGACGGAUAACUUGCUUCAGUGGCUCUUUCUCCCCGGAAAGUAUGGUUCACCAACGGCUAGGAAACUGACAGCCGAUUUCUUCCAGUUCGUCGCUGUGGCUCUGCAGUACAACGUGUUCAAGAUUGAGCGUACUCCCUUCGUCGGGAUGUAUGGUGGAGGCUCAAAUAAACCCGUGCUGAUCAACAAUAUUCCGGGAAAAGGCGAGCGAGACUUUGUCAGCUCAAAAGAAUCGUACAUGGACUACGUGCGCCAUCUGAUUUUCUACUGGUCCUAUUGGGUCAGUUUGGCGAUUGUGCUUGCAACUGGCGUAACGUGGAUCACCCUCUUCUGUCUUGGUUACAUGAUACUCAGUUUCAUCUAUUUGUGGAUGGGACAAAAUGUUAUGCUUCGCAAACGUGUCAACUUGAUCAAGUCGUGGAAUGUUAUAAUUGGGUACAACUUUUGCGUUAUUCUGGCCAAAUGCAGUCUUCAGGUCGUUGGCUGUGUGUACUGGGCCAGCCUGUCACGCCAGUGUUGGUUUAUCCAGCUGUUUGGUGUUCAAUGCAUGGAUCCGAUGUCUUGGUCCCAAUUCGAAACCCCUACCUACGACAAAGAAUGCACCUCAGUCUCAAGCGGCCUUCACUGGGACGUGAUUUGUUUCAUCUUCAUUUUGUUUCAACGGAAGGUCUUCAUGACUCAAAGCUUCAGCCACGUGGUGUUUGAUUUGAAUGUGCAGAGUCAGUUUGCUUCCCGAGGCGCUUAUCUCUUCAACCGAAGGCUAAUGUCAAUUAUCAGCGAACAGAUGGAGCGUGAAGAGCGAUCUUUGGAGAAAAUUCGUGAAAAGCUGGAGGCUAUUCAGCGACGUCAAGCAGCCUUGGGUCGAAACACGGCCAACAUCACUGAGCAUUACAUAAUGCUCCGAUCCGGUGACUACUACCUGUUCGAAGGUGACCCCGAAGAGGAUGACGAAACUCCUUCCAAAGAAGAGCUCAAAUCGGAAUCAUGUGCUUCGAUCAAACGGAUACACCGGCCAUCAGACCACGAGCCACCUGCGGGUUCCGCUGCUGGUAUUCUUCAUUCACCAUUUCCUGCUCAUCUUCCAUCGAUGCGCACUGGUGGGAGCCGUAGCCGAGCGCUGUCUAUACCACAGGAUUUUCAAGCUGGCACCCUUAAUAGAUCCGGCGGCCCUUCCGUUGGUUUCGUCCAAGACAGGUGGAACUAUCCGACAAUUGCACAACGCCAUCCUCCAUUGAUGAGCGCCGUUCCCCACAUCGAGCCGUCAGUGAUGGAGAUUUUGUCUAAUUACACUGAUCCCUACAGCACCGUCAGGAGCAGACCUUGUGUUGCGGCUGACAGCGAUGUUCUCAACGCCAUGAAUUCCAACCGAUUCGUCAGCACUGAAUCUGCCUAUGCAUCCGGCAGAGCAAUUGGACAUCGACGAAUGCGAUCGCAUCCGGAAUUCCUACAUCACCAAGUUGGUGGCGCUCCCGUUGCACAGCAGCUUACCGGACUUCCGGUGGAGCAACCUACUUCCCUCCUUCUUCCCUCACGAACCACCUUGCGAUCCGUCCAAACAUUCCCAUCUCCGCUGGUAGAAAGAACAUUGACGAGAGCAGGUGGUGACCCCAUCAAACAUGUGUCAACUGUGGCUCACACUUCCACCAAACGUAAACCUUAUCAAUCGCACCGCAGAAUCCUUUCCGCAUCAGCUGCAUUGGCGGUUAAUUCAAGCAAAUUCGUGACCCCAACUACUACAGUUGCUUCAACUCGUUCAGUGUGCGACUCGGCAGCCCAUCCGUUGUCUUCUUUCAUUGGAGUCCCCACAAGUCCUUCUGGCCCUGCUCCUUUAGAAUUCGGACUCCUCAAUGAUUACUCAAGACCUAGGCGUAAAGACUCUCUGCCUGCUGAACUACUACGGAGCAAACAUCGCCAGGUGAAACCUACUGAGUUAUCCCCUGCCCAUCCCGGACACAAUCGCACCCGUUUCGGCGACCAACCCCGUCGGAAAAUCAGUCACGGCGCUACAAUUUCUUUUCCAACUCCGGUGGAUAACGAAGACCAGUACUCUGCUUCGGACAGCGAGGGCGAUGAUGAUGAUGAUUACGAUGAUGCAAAUCCUCUUGCAUCAUCCACUUCGCAUGUGAAUCCACUGCAACUGCUCAAUCGGGCCAUGGCUGUCGGUGCAAGCACUACCGUACGGCAGUAUCGCCAUAGCCUGCUCCCUCAGUCAUCAUCUUCACGCCUUCGGGAUCAAGCGAACUCCAAUGUGGAUGUGUCUACUUUGGACCCUCGUCCUGCCAAACAGUCCGGGCGCCGAGUGUCUGUUACCUCACAUUCCGACACCAUUGGCCUAUCCCCACCUGUACUGGACCACGUCUCCUCAGUGCAAGGUUUGGAUAGGACAACUUUCUCCGACCCGUCCACAAAUGCAACUAACUUGCCCGUAGCAUCCGAUCGAUCUACAAACCAGAGCAAUCGUGGAUUCUUGCGGCGUAAACUAAGGCGUACGAAACUGUGCUCAGUCGCCUCAGUGGAAGUGGAGGAUGAGCCAAUUCUCAAUGAUGGAUUCGAUAUGAUUAGUUCUUCAGAAGAAACGCAUGAAAGACAGGCACUGGUACCCGGGUAUGGGGCUUCAACCGUCAGAAGGCGUUCCUCCCAACAACCUCGGGACGAUCGGCAUCACCAGUCUUAUACCGGUCAGUCAUUUGUGAUAAAAUCAACUCGGCAAUCGACUAUCUGUCAGCAUCCUGAGAGGGAGACGCAUCAAUCUCUAGAGGCUUUGGAGUCUCAUCAACAGGAGUCGGAGUCACCCAGGCCGUCAAGGUCACUGGUCGCUAGCGAGGAUUCCGAUGGUGAUUUUCCCCAUCGGCGCGAUGGCGGCCUAGCUAGAGACGAAAUUGGAGCUGCAGCCCAAAAUAUUCAAAGAGAGGAAGGCUGUUGGAGCAAGUUCAAAGCCGGUUGCAUGAUUGCCUACAUGUUCCUGAUCAGCUCUGUGGACAGCUUGAUCCGCUUUCUGAACGGCUUGACCAGACAGUAUCGCCGCAUCCGUCGAACGAUUGAGUUAGAGAAACGUUUGGUGAAGCGCAAUGUGAUCAACAACGCUGAACAAUCUGAACAAUCACCUUUGCACGCUGCCUUCGAGGCACGUCGUCAUGAGCGUUCGAAAUCGGUCAAAUUCGAUACUCGUUGUUUCGGAUUCCGCUCUCGUCGAACAGCCACACAUGCGAAUCAACAUACGCUAGUGUUCGAUUCAGAUGACUCGUUGAGCGACAACUUGGAUUAUUUAGCUGCUGAAGCCCAUUCAGAAGCUCUCGUACAGCGUUUGAAAGACAAAUGGAACAGAGUUUGUCUUUGGUUCAGAAGGACCGCAUCUGCUCGGUCACCUCCGUUUUCCACAGGAAUCGAUCCAAUUUCUCUUUUGGACAUAGAAGUUGCUGUGUUGAAAGUUGUUUGCAAAUCACCGGAACGCCAUCACUCACAAUGCUUGAAUCCGCUGGAUUGUCCGAUGCCAUUGUCCAGUCAUUUCCCCGAGGCGCAGGUUUCGCUGCUAACCAAAGGUCACUCUACUGAGCAACUGCAUGAGCUGGACCGUUGCUAUCAUCAGCGGGAGAAAGCGUUUCGUCGCUCCCGAUCUCGACCGUUCCUUUUGAUAACAGCCCUGGGCAACUUGGCUAUCGUAUAUUCGGAGUGGUUUUGCUAUCUACUGCUGAUACUGAACCACAUGCGAAGCUCUGCCAUUCUAUCACUCCCCUAUCCGUUAACUGUGUUCCUAUGGGGUAUGUUGUCCGUUCCCCGGCCAACGAAGACCUUCUGGAUCUUCUUAAUAACAUAUACUGAGAUCGUCAUUGUGAUCAAAUACAUCUUCCAGUUCAAGUUCAUCUACUUCAACGAUCCAACAGAGAAGCUCUCGGAAUCGGCCGAUGUACUCUGGUUGCCGCGCUUACUGGGAGUGGACAAACACGAUCAUUAUGCACUGCUUGAUCUCGUUCAGCUGAUUACUCUCUUCCUACAUCGGGGUUUUCUACGAAAUGAUGGCUUGUGGCGUGAUCACACAGAAUUCGCGCACGAUUUGGAACUUGUUACCGCUGGAAAUAAGCUCCAGAGCAAACGCAACCGAGGUGAUCGGGACCAUGCUCGUAGCCUCGGCAACGAAUCUAGCGAUCUACCGCCCGCGAACACUCAAUUAAGCGCUCAUAACCAGUGUGCCACAUCCACGGACCCUUUCCCAUUCUCACUGAAACGACACAACACGGCCAAAUCCUGGAAUCCGUUUGUCAAGCUUCGCCGGUUUUACGCCAAAAUGACUGAUCCUCGGUACAACCAGAAAGUCGAUGUCUAUAUCUACAUGUUCCUCUGCGAGUUCAUUUCUUUCUGGAUCAUGAUCUUCGGUUACGUCUCUUUCGGUCCUAGCACUGGAAUGGGUGAUAACGCACUGGAGUUUAUCAAGUCUAAUCGGAUUCCAUUCCCCUUCAUCUCCAUGCUGUUGGUGCAGUUUGUCUUCAUCAUCAUUGAUCGGGGCUUGUUUCUGCGAAAACAAGUGCUGGGCAAAUUCAUCUUUCAAAUAAUACACGUGGUUCUCAUCCACGGUUGGCUGUUCUUCAUCCUGCCCCAUAUCACGAAAUCGCAAUUCACCUCUGGGAUCGCUCCUCAGUUGUUAUAUCUGAUCAAAUGCAUCUACUUCUCUCUCUCGGCAUACCAAAUACGUAGCGGUUACCCGCUGCGAAUUCUUGGCAACUUUUUGACAAAGAACUACAAUUACAUCAACCUCGUACUCUUCAAGGGGUACCUUAUUAUACCAUUUCUGUACGAGCUUCGCAAUGUCAUGGACUGGAUGUGGACAAACAGCGCUCUGUCUUUGUACCACUGGAUGGAGUUAGAGGACAUUUAUUGCAAAAUCUUCGUUCUCAAGUGUUGGCGUCGCUCUGAGAUAGCCUAUCCCACGCCACGAGGAGUUAACCGACCAGUGGGAAAAAAGGCACUGGUUGGCGGCCUCUUGUUAGCUUUCUUCUUCCUCUGCUUUUGGGGACCGAUGACCUUGAGUUCCUUCAUCGGCGUCACGUUUGACUUCAACCCACCGGUGCUGUGCACAUUCGGCUUCACCUUUGCCGGUUUCUCGCGUGCCUUUGAGUUUGACUCACGAGAAGGAAAUAUUCUCACAAUUCGCCAUGAUGUGUUAGAGGAUUUCACCCGUUGUCAUGAAAAAGACCAGCAAACUGUUGGAUUUUUGCACAAUUUCGAAUCCAACGACAUACGCUACAUCACGAUUGACGGCUUCUCCAGUAGCAUUUGGGCUAUCACGCCGCCCUCCUACAAGGCACUGUUGCUCCUUUUGGCAGAACGUAACGCGACUCUACUGCUACAUUUCCACAUGCAAUGCAGACGCCAAACAAAAGAGAUUCAGACUGGCCAAACAUCCGUGGAGGAUAUAUUCAGUCGAACGCUACUGUGGGAAGAGAAACUCCAACUGUUGCACAUCCUCAACGGGACAUUCGUGGAUAAAUCGAUCUCUUCCAUCGCACAUGAUAAUUCCCCGUCUGGAACAAUCGUAUCCAACCAUCCGGAUGCGGUUACGCUGAACGCAGUGAUUCCCCGUUAUUACAUACUACGGAAAGAUCGUCUUCGAACUGCAUUCGCCAAACUGGGUGAAAAGUCAACAUACGUCAAUGUGAGCUUCAUACUUCAUCGCGAUCCGGUGAAUACACAGUCUUGGUGGGAGUUGAAAGAGCGUACAACCACGGGGUCUUCCGAUCCAUGCUUCGAACGAAUCCGUUUACCUACUCUAGGCGCCAGUGCGUCAUCUGCCAAGGUCCUCUCAAUCGUCACUUUCAAUGAGCGCGUUUCCGACAGCUUGUUUGGAAAAGUGUUCAGUAAUUAUGGGAUCAUCGGCAUGUACGCCGCGUACAUAUUUUUGGCCAACCGGUUACUGCGCACAAUUUACAGCAAUAUCUCCUAUGUCAUUUGCCUGGAAGAGUUGCCCCAUGUGGAUCGUAUUUUGAAUCUAUGCAACGAAAUCUAUUUGGUGCGUGAAAACAAACUACUUCGCCUUGAAGAACAACUAGUGGCGAAACUCUUCUUCCUCUAUCGAUCCUCUGAAACAAUGAUUAAAUGGACCAGGCAUCCGAAACGAAUUAUUGACAAGUUCACCGAUCCCGCUGAGCCGGAUCCCCGAGAUUUUUCCCCUCCCAGAUCUCCUUUGAUUCAUGAGGCUAGCAUUUUUGCCGAACCGGAUGACCAUCACCAUGCGUCUCGCUCUGUUAACCAUUCCAACUCCGCUUUGUGGGACUCUCCGCGAUCCGCUCCACUGUCUCCUGGCAGUGUGCGUCGACCUAAUAGGGCACAUUCUCCUGAAGCGGUCAUCACACGCACAGCUCCGCUUCCCACAAGAGGUGCUCGGUCACAACGUCGAGCCUUGCGAUCUUCGUUCGCUGGGAAGCGGGAACACUCAGCGAACGGUCUUGUUAAACGGAAUGUGUAAUCAGACAACUGCGCUUGCCAUACAAGCUCCUGAUCAAUUCCUUGCACAUAAAUACCUAUCACAUUCAUCACGCAUUUUCAGGUUUGCAUUCUACGGCAUACCAACCCCUAAACUUCACUUUCUAGUCCGACCCAUUUCUGUACAGAACCGCGACCUGUUUGCUGGUCAUACCAAUUUACAUUUGGCUACUUCCUAAUUUCACCUCUUCUCCCUUCUCCUACGAAAAUUCGCUAUGGUCACUUCGCACUGAUGAUCCUCCUACCUGCGCACCUGAGUUUCGUCACAUCUGAUGCUUUCUCGCUGUCCUCGUGACAGUCCGCACUUACGGGUUGCGAUUCCGCGCGUCUUUCAUCGAGUCAUGUAUUCCUCUUCCUCCCAUUUAUCAUCGCCGUCCUUCUCUUCCGCACACCUUACCCGUUCCCUGCUGCUCACCACUCCAACCGACCAUGUGACCACAAGGAUGAUUUUGCGACCAACCUCAGUGGAAUUAUUUUGUUUGUCUGUCUCCCUCGCUGUCUUCAUUUCAUUCCUUACUUGUAUAAACGUGGAACUUUGUGCGUGCACCCCCUCGCACUACUUACUGUCAACUAACUGCUCAAGAUGUCUCUCGAGUAUAUGUCUGUCCCAUGUGCUCA
This is a messenger RNA of Dicrocoelium dendriticum, 10808 nucleotides long. Lineage: Eukaryota; Metazoa; Platyhelminthes; Trematoda; Plagiorchiida; Dicrocoeliidae. The record is from the annotation of a GenBank genome assembly.